UGAGGAUCUUGUAAACUCAUGGUGACUUCAUUGAUAGAUCAAAGUGUUGACUGGGAAUACAAGUUGUGUUUUUUUACAAGAAACACAGUAAUGAAAAUAAUGAAGCUGAUUGAGGGUUGUGGUGGAAUGGUGAUUAUGUUUUGAGUCAUGGUACCUAUUUUUCUGCAGGUGUAGCAUUACUACUUUCACCCCAUUGUAGAGUUAAUAUUUGAUCUAAAAGUGAAGUAGCGAAAGGACGUUUACAUGCAGAGAGAUUAGAUUUUUUUUCAAAAAUUUGUGAUAUCUUCUUAUAUCAAACUCAAUUUCAAUGGAUGGAAAAAAUAAUUUGAAGCUAUUUGCAAAAUCUAGUAAAUUAUAAAAAGUUAAUGAUUUUCUACUAAUUACAGGACUAUUAGCCAUUCACACCAGUUUCCCAUCCUGUAAAAUAUUUAACUUUUAAGUAACUUGAACAAAGUUUUUUUAGUAUGAAGAGUAAAUGUAUUACUUUGUGUUUAAUCCUACGAUUAAUGCUCAACGUGUUGCUAACAAUGAUUAUUUUUUUGACUUGAAUUAAGUGUUUGAAAGUUAUGUUGUUAAUAUCAUUAAAAAUAAUAUUAUAUUAAUAGUAUUAUAAAUAAAAUAUAUUUUAGUGUUUGCUUGCUUUAUAUGGCAUGUUGUUAUUGUCUGUGUUAGUUAUCUAGUGUAUUUAGAGUUGUCUUUUUAAUGAUUAUUGUUUGUUGACUGUCACCAUAAUUGAGGUUUGUGUGUUUAGUGUUGAGGUCUAAGUGCAUUCAAGGCACACUGUUUGAGUGGUACUUGAUCAGUGUUUUGGGUCUUUGCUCAUAGAGUGUAUGUACAAUGGUUAAAUCUUUAACUUUUUGUUUUAAAAACUUUAAAUUCAUCUACUACUUACCUGUUCAACUGUAUAUUUACUCACCAUUUGUGAAAUAAACCCCCACUGUUGAGUUUUAACAUGUUAUCCGGUGUGAUCAUUACAUCCUAUUUCCAGAACAAUAUAACAUGAAACUUUACAAUUCUUAAAAACUGUGUCUGUACUGUCACUAGAGGGCAGCAUGAUCAUAGUUUUAUUUUGUUUUAAACAUAUUUUCAAUUCCAACCUUGAGACAUGAUUGUGAUUAUGUGUCAGCGUUUACUGAUUGUGAUGGGGUUCAGAUAUUAUCCACAAGGGGACGACACUGACUUUAUUUGAAAUACAUAUUUUCUUCAUUCUUUUCAACGCCUGCAAGAAAGUUCAACCAACCUGUACAAGGUUCAAACAACCUGAAACCACUACAAACUCAUCAUAACUGGUUAGGCACAUUCUGUGACGAAAACAGACAAACCAAGAAGAACAGAGAUACAGAAAGAAAGAUAGAAAAUGAAAUGCCGUAAAACACUACAUCUGAAGUCUGCGUAUGAUCCAAGGUGGUAAAAAAACAAGUUAAGAAGUAAAAGGAAAGAGACAAACAGAUGAUGUUCCUCUCUAACCUGGUCGCUUGUCUUGUUUUGCUGUCGCUUCAAGUCAGUGGAAACUCAAAUGAGUCAGAGCUCGAAUGCAUUACAUCUAUAAAAGUCCCAAGAAACAAGUUGGUUGAAGCUCUUGUUAUGACAGAGUUUAAGAUAAACUGUACAGUAAAUGUACUGAAAUGUCAGGGAAUCCCAAAGAUCUCAUGGUGCAAACUCUAUGGAGAAGACUGUAAAGCCUCAAAUCAAUCAAACUACAAAGAAACUGUAGACUGGAAGAAUUUCACAUAUGGAACUGCAUUCCUGACUUUUUUGAACAUCUCAAUGGAGGAUGCAGGGUUAUACAGAUGUAAAAGCCAGAACUCUGUAAGUCAUUCUAUUAAUGUCACUGUGACAGCAGAUAGGGUGGAUUCAGAUUCAGGCAAUCAAAACAACACAAUAUUGGAUAAUACGAAGGGAGAAGGUUCGCAUUCGCUAUUGCCAUAUGUGUACAUCUGCGGAGGAGUCAUAGGGCUGGUGGUCAUAGUGAUAGCUGUAUCAUUAUUUAUCAUCAAAUGCCAAGGGAAAGGAUCAACAAGAAAUGUGAUGACAAAUACAAAUCAGUGCAUAGAAACACAAAGAAGGGAUCUGAUUACUACUUCUCAUCCUCAUCACAACACUCACCCUCCUUCAGCCCGACUGACCACUGCUGUAUCAUAUGCCAAUGACACACCUGUCAGAGCCGGAUCUCACAGUGACCGUACAUCAGCUGGAAGAGUCUCAGCCAAUACGAUCGAAUCAAAAGGUUGCCGUAAAAAUGUCAGAACCCAAGAAGAAGAAGAUAAUCCUCUAGUGUAUGCUUCUUUGAAUCACCAGGCUAUGUCAAGAGGGCCAAAACGAUCAGUACAGCAAGAAACCGAGCCUUCAGAAUAUGCUGCAAUCCGAUUCCGGUGAUUCGGUACGUUUUCAGUUUACAGGAAUCACUAUAAAGGACACUGUAGGAGGAACAAGUCUCUGAACUUUUGGACAUCUCUGUUUCUUAUGAUAGUAGCUGGAUGCUAUUAUCCCUUUGGUCUCAGAGCUUACAUUGACAUUUACAAAAGAAAUAAAAAAAUGAUUAUAGAUACAAUUUUGCAGAUUGUGUCAGGUGUAACUCUUCAAUAAGAGAACCAUUUUUUUUUUUCAAAAAUGUAUUGCAAAGCUUUAAUGAUUUGAGAUCUUACAAAACAUUAUAAGGUUUUAUAGGUACAUACAAUUUUGUUUGGGUUUAAAUGUAACAUGUUCACACAAAGUACAAACUAUGAAGCCCACAAUAGCAAGAUAACAUUUCCUGUAUGGGGGGAGAGACAGCAACUUACCAGAUAUGAUGGUGGGAUUAUGUACCGCCCACGCUGAAGAGUAAUACAUACGACCUCCUACUCUUAAGUCUGGUUUCACAGACAAGUUUUAGCUAAAACCAGGACAGGACUAGUUAAAUUAAGCAUCUUAAACUGUUUAAGCAUCUUUUACGAACAUACCUUGGAAAACGAUGUUAACGGAUUGUAUCUUAAAACAAAUCAAUGGCACUGGCAUAUUUUAAGAUCUGUACGUGCAAGUUAUUUUCAGUUGAGACAGCUUAACAUGUGUUUUAGUCCAGGACUAGCCUUAAGCCUUGUCUGUGAAACCGGGCGUAUAUGUAUUUAAGGUUGAUAAGUAAGAUACUCCUUUCAUUGUACAGUGUACAUGUGUAAGUUUAUCCAUUUUUUUUAUCACAUCCCACCUGAAUAUUUAUAAUACAAAUGUGUAGAGUAAAUCAGUUUGUGGCUGGGAAAGAG
Molecule: messenger RNA, 3236 nt
Organism: Misgurnus anguillicaudatus (oriental weatherfish)
Lineage: Eukaryota; Metazoa; Chordata; Actinopteri; Cypriniformes; Cobitidae
Product: B- and T-lymphocyte attenuator
Biological process (GO): immune response-regulating cell surface receptor signaling pathway
Cellular component (GO): plasma membrane
Molecular function (GO): signaling receptor activity
Source: RefSeq, a predicted model, not a curated record